UAUAAUUUCUCUAUUUAAAGAUCCUCUAUUAAUACAAGUUUUCAUAAUAUAUUAUAAAUCAAAUUCUAAAAAUUAACAUAUAUUUUCUUAAAGAUCAAGAUGGCAAGUAAUCAAUUCAAUGCUGGUGAAUCUCAUGGCCAAGCUCAGGCCAACACUGAGCAGUGGAUGGAUUCAGCCAAAGGUAUGGCAAAUACUGCAGUUGACAAGGCUGAAAAUGCUGCGCAAAGAGCUAGUGAGACAGCUGAUCAACAAAACACAGACCAAAAUGCUGGAUUCCUUCAGCAGAAAGGAGAGCAAAUGAUGCACAUGGCUCAAGGUGCAAUUGAUGGGGUGAAGAAUUCUCUUGGAAUAGGAUCAGAGAAGAAGUAAAUUAUAAAGAGGAAUUAAUUAAACACAUGGUUUAAUUACCUUUUAAUAUACAUAUUCAUAAUAUUUUAAAAGUAUCCUGUACCUAUAUAUAUUGGGUACAAGUGAUAAUAAUAAUAAUAAAUUAAUAAUAGUAGUUUAUGAUAUAAUUUCAUUUUAAAAAAAAAAGAUUUCUCACAAAUAGCAUUUUUGACUAUAUAUGAUGCUUAGAGAGGUAAUUAUUAAUAUUGUUAUGUAAUAAAGAUGCUUUAAGAAAUUAAAGGUUUAUUUGGUUUGGAAA
Capsicum annuum is the source of this 646-nucleotide messenger RNA. Its product is annotated as late embryogenesis abundant protein 1-like. The coding region runs from base 100 to 369 and encodes 89 amino acids. The transcript has 3 exons. Lineage: Eukaryota; Viridiplantae; Streptophyta; Magnoliopsida; Solanales; Solanaceae. The record is from RefSeq and is a predicted model, not a curated record.